AUGUCGAUGGAAAAACAAAUUGUGCCCGACGAACAUGAAUUUAUAUCGCCUUUAGUUAAUUUUAACGCUUUUAAAGAGGAUGCUAUAGCAAAACGAGAUCGCCUUCGCGCGAUUGUCGGCUUAAAGCCAUUAAGAGAUUUCAUUUAUCCCGACGAUAUACCUAAAGCGAAUGUUGCUCUAAAGGAAAGCAUAAAUACGGAAAUUGAUACGAGUGAUGAUGAUAUCAAUAAGAUUAUCGAAAUUUUUGCUGUCUCGGAAGAAGAAGCGAAGGAAACUGUUGCUAACAUGAAUCUUGAACAUCUUGCUGUGACUAAUAGACGUGAUAUUAUGUUUCGGCCAAAUGUUGCAUUCGAAGAUGUUCCAGCAGAUACAGAAUUGGAGACUCUAAAUGCAAAAGAAAUUGAUUUGAAUAUCCGCAGGCAUAUUUCUUGCACUAUAUGUUAUGCAAAUUCAUUGUCAAAAUAUUCGGAUUAUUUUGAAAAUGAACUGAGAAAGACUCGAUCUACUGGAUAUGGUGAAGCAGUAGUAAAUGAUUUCGUUGUAACCCUAACGAUUUGUAGGCCAUUUAAUAGGCAAUUAGAAUUUCAUGAAAAGAAAAGUAUUGGGAUUCGACCAUAUUGGAAAUUUUUAUUACGUGGCGAAACAACACUUGUAGAAAUGCAUUCUUUAUUUAAAUGUACAUCUGAUUUUGGACUUACAUUUGGAGCAGAAACUAAAGAAAAUCCUGAGCUCAAGGACUUUACUUUUUUUAAAUAUCCUUCAUCAUUCAUCUUCAUCCAUGAUACAUUUUACAUCGCGGAUGCAUACAGAUGUUUUAAGGAAACCUUGGUUCAAAUCGACCAAUCAAAAUUAAUGCCGCUUACUGACAUUUCCGAGCCAAUAAGAAGUUGGAUGAAAAAGAAAAAGAACGAAUUUGGGCCAACUGAAGUUAAGAAUUUGGGAAACCACAAGGUAAAAGAUAUUACAUGCCGACUGGGAUUUCCUUACGUUUAUGUGCAUCAGGGAAACUGCGAGCACGUGUUCUUUUUCACCGAUUUGCGAUUAAUGGAUAUUCAGGAUUAUCCUAUUGGGUUUCCACAAAAAUUGUCUGACAACAGUAUCGAAAAUCGCUGCAAAGUUUGUCGCCAUAGUAUUGCGGGUUGGAUAAUUGAAGAUGAUUCACUACCAACUACUCCCUUUCAUAUAUGUGAUAACUGCUAUAAGCAAUAUCUUCAUACCAAUAAGCAUCAUAAAUUAAAACAUAUGGGAACGAAAAAUUUACUUUAUAUGGACCCAUCGGUUUUGCAAUUUUAA
Molecule: messenger RNA, 1293 nt
Organism: Dracunculus medinensis (Guinea worm)
Lineage: Eukaryota; Metazoa; Nematoda; Chromadorea; Rhabditida; Dracunculidae
Source: the annotation of a GenBank genome assembly